This is a messenger RNA of Closterium sp. NIES-67, 897 nucleotides long. The record is from the annotation of a GenBank genome assembly. Lineage: Eukaryota; Viridiplantae; Streptophyta; Zygnematophyceae; Desmidiales; Closteriaceae.
AUGAUUAUUAUCAUUAUUCUCGACUCCUAAUUCACACUGUACGUGGCAAUGGCGGUCGCGGGAACUCUGGCUCGGUCAGUCGAGACUCGCGUUUUACGACGGUCCUCGGCGAUAAUUACUGCCGAAAGCGCCAGGAACGCCUUGAGAAACGGCCGCGACUCCCGGCGUAGAACCCUAGGUCCGGCCAAGCCCAAUCGCUUGGUCCGUCUUGCGUCCUCCUUCACUUGUCAGCGACAGCCCCGUGCGACAAGUGCAGCGCGCGCUCGUUUCGUUGAGCCUGGUAACCGCAGUCUCGUUCAUCCUAGCAGCAAGAAUCGUCUGGAUGAACUCUCCAGUUUUGGGAUCUGUCAGUUGGCAACGGCAGCUGAUGGGUGGCCAACACGGUGUCGCGUCAACGAAUGGGAGAGAGGGCUGUGAGCGCUGCAAGAGCAGAGCACUCAUCCUCGUCUCCUCCCCCUGCCUCGUCUCCUCCCCCUGCCUCGUCUUCCCCUCUCCCUCGUCUCCUCCCGCUCCUUUGUCCUCCCCGCCGUCUUCCCCUCCUAGCGGCUAUUCCCCUUUCUCCUCCGGUCUCCCGCGUUUCUUCUCCCCGACUUUGCCUCAGCUAAUGGGCAGUGCUCUGCGAUUGGUGGGCUCGGAGGCGUCGCACAUGACUCGCUCGCUACGCCUUCGACCCGGUGACUCAGCGGAGCUAUUUGACGGCCAAGGAUCAAUCGUGACCGUCCGAUUGGAGUCGAUUGACCGCCAGCAGGGCCUCGUUCUUAUCGCCACGGAAGCUUCCAGGAAGGUUCCUUUCUUCGGCCCCAGUGGACGGUGGUGGCAGCAUGUGGCACGCUCAAGGGCGGCCGUUCUGAUUGGCUGAUUGAGAAAUGCACGGAGCUGGGUGCACGCGCGUUCAUU